CCUAGUUUUUUUUGGCUGCAAUUAUACGCACUUACCCCACCCCCCGCUCCUCCAACGGUCCAAUCUAAAUCCAUUUUCUUCCCCAAAUACCCAUCUAAAUCUAACCCCUUUAUUUCUAUUUUCCUCUCUCUACUAUACACACACAAAAACCCACUUUCUUUUCUUGAUUUCUCCUCUGAAAAAUUCACCAUUCUGUGUCUUCAAAAACCCUUUUUAUAAAUUUAUAUACAUGCCCUUAUGGACCCAUCCAUAGAUCUACCAACCACCACUGAACCACCAUCGUUUAACCCAGCUCAACUAGUUAACCAUGGCCCCCCUACCCCCACCCCACCCCCAACUCAACCCCUACCCCAACCCCCUCCUCCCACCCACCCCACCCCUUCUUUCUCGACUACCCACCCGGAUUAUGCUGAGAUGAUAACAACAGCGAUAACGGCGUUAAAGGAGAAAGAAGGGUCAAGCAGGAUAGCUAUAUCGAAGUAUAUAGACAGAGUUUACACAAAUCUACCACCGAAUCACUCAGCUUUGUUGACUCACCAUCUUAAGCGUUUGAAGAACUCUGGUUAUCUUGCUAUGGUUAAACACUCUUACAUGCUUGCUGUACCUGGAUCUGCUCCACCACCACCACCAUCUACUAACGCCGUUGAUUCUAACGGAAGUGACGUGUCUGCUCUUACUAAAAGAAAACCAGGUCGUCCACCUAAGCUGAAACCCGAGGCCCAACAACAACCUCAAGCCCAGUUUCAAGACCAAUUUCAAGCUCAACUUCAGGCCCAGUUGCAAGCCCAACAACAACAAGCCCAGUUUCAAGUCCAACCUCAAUUCCAAACCCAACCUCAAUUCAUCCAACAACCACCACAGUACGUACAACAACCGCAGUACCAGGCUCAUAUCCAGUUCCAACAUGACCCGUUACUCCAAAAUCAGCUCCAGUUUCAACCCCAACAAAACCCACAAGCAUAUCCUGCUCCUGAAGCCCAAAAUUAUGCGAAUAUCGGGGCUGAGUCUGUGUUCGUUUCUCUUGGGCUAGCUGAUGGGCCUGUUGGUGUUCAAAAUCCAGGUGGUUCUGUUCCUCCAGGUGCUGGAUCUGUAGCAGCUCCGGCACCUGAAGGGAGCACGCCGAAGAAACGACCUGGUCGUCCUCGUAAAGAUGGUUCCACCGUAGUCAAACCUACGGUGAAACCAAAAUUACCUGACCCGAGUGGUGGUACCAAAAGGCGACCUGGUCGUCCUCCUAAGAGUGGUGGGGUUAAUGCUUCACCUGGAUCAGGUUCCGGUGCGAAACCUAGAGGACGACCAAGGAAAGGUUCUACUCCUGGUCGACGAGGCCGACCAAGGAAGAAUCCAGCCGUUGCUACCAACAUGCCUGCUGGUGCUCCAAAUGUGGCUAAUGUUCCUGCUGGUAGUGACCCGAGUGGAGCAAUACCUACCCCUAAACGACGUGGAAGGCCACCAAGGGCUAGUAAUCAAGGUGGAGCUGCUGCUGCUGUUGGUGUAACUGAUGUGCCUAUCGCUGCUGCUUUUGAUUCUGACGAGUUUAAUAAUACUGUUGGUGGUGUUACUAAUGGGGCUAUGCAGCCCCUUGGAAAGCGACGUGGACGGCCUCCGAAGUCUUACAGCAGUCCAGCAGCCGUUGCUACUACGGUUAAGAGACAAAGGAAGCUUUCGGGAAAACCGCUGGGUCGACCUAGAAAGAAUGUGACAUCCCCUGCAGUUUCGGACCCCAAGUUGGUGGUGGCUUAUGAAGAACUAAAGAGCAAACUUGAACACAUGCAAUCAAGAAUCAGGGAAGCAGCAAAUGCGCUGAAGCCAUGCUUAAAUGCUGAAACACCAGCAACUGCUCUCGCAGCAAUGCAAGAGUUAGAAGAUUUAGCAGCACCAGCAGGGGUAAUUCCUAUGCAACAAAAUUGAUAAGGGAAAAAAAAGAUGCUGCAGAGAUGGAGUUAGUGCUUAAACUCAGAGUGUGACAUUAAUCAAGGCUGGAAACUGUGAAAAUCAAGGAAGUUUCAGUGCAGAGCUAGUUGUUGGUGACGGGAGGAAGAUGCGCUUAGACUUGUAUUUGUCACUGUCAAUUUAUUAGGUUAAUCAGGAUUUGAUAUUCCGUUGCACAGUAUGCAGUAUGUUGUAGUUCUAACUGUAUUUGUAGUUGAUUUCGUCAUUUGAGAAGUACCUUAUCUGCUAAUUUUGUUAAUGACAAUUAAGGGAGACAAUCGUGUUCUUUGGGGUAUGCAUGCUCUCGAGUAUGUUGGAUGGAUGGAAAUUGCCUUUGCCAGGUUUAUAAUGCCUCUCUUUGGGAUCUGUAUGGCUCAUCAAUUGUUGUGUUUUGGAAUGUUACAAAUGCAUUUGAGCUUA
Molecule: messenger RNA, 2352 nt
Organism: Lycium ferocissimum
Lineage: Eukaryota; Viridiplantae; Streptophyta; Magnoliopsida; Solanales; Solanaceae
Exons: 4
Coding region: 238-1911 (557 amino acids)
Biological process (GO): chromosome condensation; negative regulation of DNA recombination; nucleosome assembly
Cellular component (GO): nucleus; nucleolus; nucleosome
Molecular function (GO): structural constituent of chromatin; double-stranded DNA binding; nucleosomal DNA binding
Source: RefSeq, a predicted model, not a curated record